CCCUCUCCCCUCCCCUCGCGCACAGUACCCCUGGAAGAUUUGGGGGCUUGACCCGCCGGCCGUGGUACGUCCGUCCACCAAUUAACCGGGAAUAAGAGAGGAAACAAGUGAUCAGUCGCCAUGGUUGCGCGUCGCCACUGUGCAGUGCAUCCGCGUCACCGCGCUCUUCCCCGCUGCCCGGCCUACGUGGUAUUACUACAUUACGGAGUCGCGAUUCCAUGGUGUAUAUAAAGGAGCUUUGCCUCGUCCUUCUCCCCUCCUCCUGAGAGCUCCGAUUCACCACCACUCGACUCGAGCUCUUCUUUUGCGUGAGUGCGUGUGGAGAGAGAAGAGGAGAGGGGAGCAGCCCGUUUCUUGCCGCCCACCUGCCCUUCGCCGGCUCACCUGCGUCGCGGAUGAGAAGGAGCGCACCGGCGGCGGCGGCGGCGGCGGCGUGAUCCUCUUCGCUCCUCGCUCCGAGCGGAGGAGAGGCGGGAGAAGAGCAAGGACCGAGCGGGGCCCAGCCCAGGCCCAAUGGAGCAGCGCCACCGACCGGCCGCGGCCGCUGAUGACACAACUAAGAGAAGGACCACCAAAAGCAAAAGUUUCAAAGAUGUCGAGAACUAUGAAGUUCUUGUCCUUGAGAAGAACUGCGGUUGCAAGUUCAAAUCCUUGCGCUACUUGCUUAUAGCUAUUGUUUCUGCGACAUUUCUUACCCUCCUGACUCCGACGCUGUACGAGCGCCAGCUACAAUCAAGUUCUCGGUAUGUUGAUGUUGACUGGAUAUGGGACAAAACAAGUGCUGAUCCGCGAUAUGUAUCAUCCGCUGAUGUUCAGUGGGCCGAUGUAUAUACAGCUAUAGAAGAUCUUAGUGCUGGUAACCAAGAGCUCAAAAUUGGACUCCUGAAUUUUAACAGCACCGAGUAUGGCUCUUGGUCGCGCAUACUCCCCGAAAGCCAUGUUUCGAUUAUAAGACUUGAGCAUGCCAAGGACAGCAUUACUUGGCCUAAACUAUAUCCUGAAUGGAUAGAUGAGGAGGAAGAAUCUGAGAUACCUUCCUGUCCAUCAUUUCCAGAGCCUAAUGUCCGAAGAGGCGCGUGGUUUGAUGUUAUUGCUGUGAAACUUCCCUGUACAAGGGUGGCUGGUUGGUCAAGAGAUGUUGCAAGGCUUCAUUUGCAGCUCUCUGCGGCAAAACUGGCCGUGACUUCUUCAAGAGGCAACCGGAAGGUCCAUGUGCUCUUUGUGACGGACUGCUUCCCCAUCCCCAACCUCUUCCCCUGCAAGAACCUUGUGAAGCAUGAAGGCAAUGCUUGGUUGUAUAGGCCUGAUUUGAAAGCAGUAAGGGAGAAGCUUAGGCUUCCUGUUGGAUCAUGCGAGCUUGCUAUUCCACUUAAAGCAAAAGCAAGACUUUUCUCGGUAGACCGAAGAAGAGAAGCAUAUGCGACUAUACUGCAUUCAGCAAGUGAAUAUGUAUGUGGUGCUAUCACAGCAGCUCAGAGCAUCCGGCAAGCAGGAUCAACUAGGGACUUGGUUAUCCUUGUUGAUAACACCAUAAGUGACCACCACCGGAGAGGCUUGGAAGCUGCAGGCUGGAAGGUCAGAAUAAUUGAAAGGAUCAGGAACCCAAAAGCCGAGCGUGAUGCCUACAAUGAAUGGAACUACAGCAAGUUCAGGUUAUGGCAGCUGACGGACUACGACAAGAUCAUAUUCAUAGAUGCUGACCUCCUCAUCCUGAGGAAUGUGGACUUCCUGUUUGCAAUGCCAGAGAUCACCGCGACCGGCAACAACGCGACCCUCUUCAACUCCGGCGUCAUGGUCAUCGAGCCCUCAAACUGCACGUUCCAGCUGCUGAUGGAGCACAUCAAUGAGAUCACGUCGUACAACGGCGGUGACCAGGGGUACCUGAAUGAGAUAUUCACAUGGUGGCACCGCAUCCCGAAGCACAUGAACUUCCUGAAGCACUUCUGGGAGGGCGACAGCGAGGAGGCCAAGGCGAAGAAGACCCAGCUGUUUGGCGCCGACCCGCCGAACCUCUACGUGCUUCACUACCUGGGCCUGAAGCCAUGGCUGUGCUUCAGGGACUACGACUGCAACUGGAACAACUUCAUGAUGCGCGAGUUCGCAAGCGACGUCGCGCACAGCCGGUGGUGGAAGACGCACGACAAGAUGCCCCGGAAGCUCCAGUCCUACUGCCUUCUGAGGACAAGGCAGAAGGCUGGGCUGGAGUGGGACCGGAGGCAGGCGGAGAAGGCGAACCUGGAGGAUGGGCAUUGGCGGCGGAACAUCACCGAUCCGAGGCUCAAGACCUGCUUCGAGAAGUUUUGCUUCUGGGAGAGCAUGCUGUGGCACUGGGGCGAGGCGAAGAACCAGACGAAGAGCAUCCCCGCGCCGGCGACGCCUGCGACGAUGAGCUUGUCAAGCUCGUGAGCUGUGUAGAUAGCCCGAGAUAUUUAUACAGAAGAAAAGCUUCAUCAUAUGUAUAGCACCGUACCUGCAUAGCAGCAGCUUGUAUAGGUAGCUAUGCUUAGGGCCUUCCCCACACAAAUACAAACCCUCCUCUGUUGCCGUCCUCCUGGCUGCAGCUCUCAUCUGGCAGCCUUGGUGGUGGCCAACAAUUCUUUUGGGUUGGUUUAGCUAAUAAGUUAUCUGUGUAUGUAAAUUCUCUUACUAAGAACACGGAAUGUUUUUUCACGACAAGGAAA
Aegilops tauschii subsp. strangulata is the source of this 2681-nucleotide messenger RNA. RefSeq names its product UDP-glucuronate:xylan alpha-glucuronosyltransferase 1. Lineage: Eukaryota; Viridiplantae; Streptophyta; Magnoliopsida; Poales; Poaceae. Gene Ontology annotation, molecular function: glycosyltransferase activity. The record is from RefSeq and is a predicted model, not a curated record.